CCACAGUCAUACCAUAAAAACAGCCAAACAACAAAAAACCGUUCCACCCGCAAACAAAUAAUUCGCCCUGACUUGACUCAUUCCUGUUGAAUUUGUCGCGACUGCAGCAUGUCUGAGAAGCCGACUGUUUUGAUUUUGGGUGGCUGCGGCUUUAUCGGACGCAACUUGGCCACUUAUCUGCUGGAGAAUGAACUGGCGCAGGAAAUACGGAUUGCCGAUAAGACCCCUCCCCAGAUGGCCUGGCUGAACGAGGAGCAGGCGCGGAUCUUCGACAGCGACCGAGUGGAGUUCUGCAGCGCCAACCUAAUAAAUGCCGCCUCUUGCAAGGCGGCCUUUGCACCACACCCCACGACAGGCAGGGCCUGGGACAUCGUCAUCAACUGCGCGGCCGAGACGCGUGCCAACCAGGACGAUGCUGUCUACAAGGAGGGCAUCCUUAAGCUCAGCGUGAACUGUGCAAACGAGGCAGCCGCUCAGCGUGUGCGGCGCUACGUGGAGCUCAGCUCCGGUUGUGUGAAUAGCAGUGAGAAGACGCCGCUGAAGGAGGACUGCAAGCUGGAGCCCUGGACGGGCGUGGCCCGGCAGAAGCUGAAGGUGGAGAAGGAGCUGGCGAACAUGGAAGAUCUCAGCUAUACGGUUGUCCGCUUGCCCGUGGUCUAUGGCAUUGGCGAUAAGCGCUACUUGAUGCCGCGCAUUAUAAUCGCUGCCAUUUACAAAUACCUCAACGAGACAAUGAAGCUGCUGUGGAACGAUGCCAUGCGUCUGAAUACGGUGCACGUAUCGGAUGUGUGUGCCGCCAUUUGGCAAUUGGCGCAGAGCCCCAAGACCGCCGGGCAGGUGUACAAUAUAGCCGAUGAUUCAGCUUCUACGCAGGGCAGUAUUAGCAACCUGUUGGUGGAUAUUUUCGACAUCAAUGUGGACUAUUUUGGCAUUGUCAUGUCGAAUUUGACUAAGCUUUAUCCCACGGACACUGUUGGCGAGAUCAACGACAAGCAUAUGGCUCCCUGGGCCGAGAUUUGCCAACGCAAUGGCAUUGACAACACCCCGCUGACACCCUACCUCGACGAGGAGCAGCUCCACCACAAGCAUCUCUACUUGGACAACACGAAGCUGAAAGACUUUGGCUACGUGCUGCAGCAUCCGAAGCUCACGCGGGAGCUGCUCAUGGAGAUGAUAAACGACUAUGUGAAGCAGGAGUUGUUUCCCAAGUCUCUAGUUCUCUGAUACGCCACCACACCUCCCUCUCGUGAGGUUGCACCAAGUUGACACGCACUCAGACCGGAGUAGCUAGUAAGCAGAAAGAUUAGUUUUUAACGAUUACUCCUCUUCCACUUUUGUAUACGAUACGGACACCCAUGUACGCUGGGCUGUAUCCCUCGGUCUUUUGCCACUAAAGUGUACUUAUAGUAUUAUAUAUUAUAUAUUUUUGAUACAUUCCAAUCGAUCAAUCCAUGUAUAUCGUAGUUUAUUGCGUAUAUCAAUGAGACCCAGCUCCCGAUUGACAAUUAAAGCUGCACUUGUUUAGAGUUUA
This is a messenger RNA of Drosophila kikkawai, 1531 nucleotides long. RefSeq lists its product as uncharacterized. Lineage: Eukaryota; Metazoa; Arthropoda; Insecta; Diptera; Drosophilidae. The record is from RefSeq and is a predicted model, not a curated record.